Molecule: messenger RNA, 2450 nt
Organism: Acromyrmex echinatior (Panamanian leafcutter ant)
Lineage: Eukaryota; Metazoa; Arthropoda; Insecta; Hymenoptera; Formicidae
Gene: GlyRS
Product: glycine--tRNA ligase
Biological process (GO): mitochondrial glycyl-tRNA aminoacylation
Cellular component (GO): cytoplasm; mitochondrion
Molecular function (GO): ATP binding; glycine-tRNA ligase activity
Source: RefSeq, a predicted model, not a curated record
CCUUAAUAACCUAUAACAAGCCACAGCGCGGAACCGCAUGGCGCGUGUGAAGGUGCAUAUAUACCGUACAAUCACUCUCGCGGCGAAUGCGGCUUCUCAGGCGUGGUUUGCAUUAUAUCGCACGUAGAGUUGCGGUGCACCGCGUGUCCAGCGACGUUCCACUAACAAAACCAUCUGUCAGAAGUGUCGCGGCCACUGCCAGUCUUCUCGAUUUCAGCCGGUGGGGCACGAAGAAGACGAACAGGAACCUGAAGAUCGCCCUCGCGCUUGACAUGACGGAUCCUAAAAUCGAGGAAGUCCUAGCGCCGCUCCGAGCGAGCGUUAAGGAACAAGGUGACUAUGUACGGAAGCUGAAAACUGAAGGUGCUCCAGAAUUAGACAUCAAAAAAGCUGUAGCCGAGCUGAAGCUGCGCAAAAAAAUACUAGAAGACAAAGAGUUGUCUCUAGCUUCCAGCAAUGUAACAUUUGAUAGAGCCAGAAUGGAAGAUCUUUUGAAACGUAGAUUUUUUUUAGAUCAGUCUUUUGCGAUUUAUGGUGGUAUUACUGGUCAGUAUGACUUUGGACCCAUGGGUUGCUCCUUGAAGACAAAUCUGAUAAACGCCUGGAGAAAUUUCUUUGUACUGGAAGAACAGAUGUUGGAAGUCGAUUGCUCCAUUUUGACACCUGAGCCGGUGCUAAAAGCAUCUGGCCACGUGGAGCGAUUCGCUGAUCUGAUGGUGAAGGAUGUGAAGACUGGCGAGUGCUUCCGGCUGGAUCACUUGAUUAAAGCGCACCUAGAGAAAGUAAUUUGUGAUAAGAAAACAAAUGACAAAACGCGCGAGGAAUGCAGGGACAUCAUCAUCAAGCUAGAUGGUAUGACGAAGGACGAGAUGGCCGCAGUGUUAUUGAAAUACAAUAUGAAAUCGCCGGUUUCUAGUAACGAUUUGACAGAACCGAUAGAAUUCAAUUUGAUGUUUGGUACUCAAAUUGGUCCAACAGGGCUCGUCAAAGGCUUCUUGAGACCAGAAACGGCCCAAGGUAUCUUUGUGAACUUCAAACGAUUAUUGGCAUUCAAUCAGGAGCGACUACCGUUUGCUGCGGCGCAGAUCGGUAACGCUUUCAGAAAUGAGAUUUCGCCACGAUCAGGACUUAUACGCGUCCGAGAAUUCACCAUGGCAGAAAUCGAGCAUUUCUGCGACCCGAGCGACAAAAGUCAUCCGAAGUUCGAGACAGUCAAAGACGUGGAUAUGCUGUUGUAUUCAGCUUGCAAUCAAAUGGACGGAAAAAGUGCGCAGCGUCUCACCAUAGGCGAGGCCGUCUCGUCUGGCUUGGUGGCGAACGAGACGCUGGGCUACUUCAUGGCCAGGAUCCAUCAGUUCCUAUUGAAAAUCGGCAUCGAUUCGAACCGUCUACGUUUCCGCCAACAUAUGAGUAACGAAAUGGCACAUUACGCCUGUGACUGCUGGGACGCUGAGUGUCUUACUUCUUACGGAUGGAUUGAAUGCGUAGGAUGCGCCGAUCGGUCGGCCUAUGAUUUAACGCAGCAUACUAAGGCGACCGGCGUGAAAUUGGUAGCUGAGAAGAAACUGCCCGCUCCAAAAACGGUAGAUGUUUGCGAGAUUAUGCCGAACAAGGUGUUGAUCGGUAAAACAUUUAAAAAGGAUAGCAAAGUUGUGCAAGAUGCAUUAGCAGCUUUAAACAAGAAGGAGAUUGAGUCCUUAGAGAGAGUUCUCAACGAGAAGGGAGAAUAUGAACUGACACUGCCUAACAACGUCGUUGUGAAGAUCACCAAAGACAUGAUAGAAGUAAAGCGUUAUCAGAAAAUUGUUCACGUGGAAGAGAUUACACCUUCGGUUAUUGAACCUUCUUUUGGUAUCGGUCGUAUCAUGCAUGCUCUGUUUGAACAUAAUUUCCAGGCAAGAGAAGGUGAUGAGAAGAGAACGUAUUUCUCCUUACCUCCGGUUGUAGCACCAUUGAAAUGUUCGGUGUUACCACUCAGUGGCAAUGACGAAUUUGUGCCAUUCGUGAAAAAGUUAUCGCAAGAUCUUACAAAGGCAGACGUUUCGCACAAAGUGGAUGACUCUUCUGGUAGCAUAGGACGCAGAUAUGCUCGUACCGACGAAAUAGCGAUACCAUUCGGUAUUACCAUUGACUUUGACACUUUGAAGAUGCCGCACAGUGCAACUCUUAGAGACAGAGACAGCAUGGGACAAGUUAGGAUAAAUUUGGACGAAUUGCCCAGUGUUAUGAGGGAUCUUUCCUAUGGAAGGACUACUUGGACGGAAGUGGAAACAAAGUAUCCCAAGUUUGAACAACAAGAAUCAACAGAACCAUAGAAAAUUAGAGACUUGGGAAAUAGGCUUGGGAAAUAAUUUAUUUGUACUGUAUAUAGAACUCUGUAUUUUGAAUGGUUAUAUACAGAAUUUUUAUAUAUUUAGCACAUCAAGAGAAUAUACUUGCAAUUUUUUGAA